Cladocopium goreaui is the source of this 840-nucleotide messenger RNA. Lineage: Eukaryota; Dinophyceae; Suessiales; Symbiodiniaceae. The record is from the annotation of a GenBank genome assembly.
GAAUACCAGCUCUUCGAGUUUUUCGCGGGGAACGCCAACCUGAGCAAGUGCGCCAGGGCCAGUGGGCUGACAACGGCAUCGUUUGAUAUCCUUUUCGAUGCUCAGAAACCUGGUCGCUCAUAUGGUUCCAACAGCAUGGACAUCCUGUCAGCUGUGCCUGCAUUCUUUGCUGUGCUCCGCGGAAGAGAGUACGAAUCCGUGUACACCAGCAACACCAUGGCUGGCCGGCUAUGUUUACUCCUGAUUGUGGUGACGGCCCUGGGUGGAGCAUGGUUUGUGGAACAGCCCGAGCAAUCAGUUCUGGAAUACUUUCCACCGUUCCAAUCCCUACUUGCCCAAAUAUUCGAAGCCAACCGUGGGACUGCAGUAUUCCGUGCCAAGUGGUACAUGGCCCACUACGGAGGCUUGAGUGCCAAGCCGCACUACGCUUGGGGCAACAGUCCCCAUUUGUCACGCCUCUGCCUUGGUCCGCUUCUGGGGCGGCGUGCAAAGCAACCGUAUGAGGGGCCCCUGAAGGUGAAAACCUGCAAGACCUAUAAAAACAAAAAGGGAGAGACCUGCUAUACUGGAAACAGUAACCUUCGCAAGUCAGAGCAAUAUCCUGUACGGUUUGGCUUCAAGAUUGUUGAUCUCUAUUCCGAUCUUGUGUCGUCAGCGUUGGGAAAAACACCUGUGCCCAAAGUGACUCCGAAAGCCACCGAGUCGUAUGAGGGAAUGCCAGAUGAAAUCGGCGCCCUAGACUAUGCCCAGGUAAUUAACGUAUUCAAUUAUCUCCGUCAGGGAAAAGACCUGAUCAUCCCAAAUCAAUGGUCGCAUUUGGUUCCAAAGCCUUUGCUUUGA